AUGCUCUUUAAGCAGGUGCUCUGUGUUGUAGGCAAAGAAGCUCAGAAGGGACCUCUGCUCUUCGACGACCUCCCUCCGGCCAGCAGUACUGACUCAGGAUCAGGGGGACCUUUGCUUUUUGAUGAUCUCCCACCAGCCAGCAGUGGGGAUUCAGGUUCUCUUGACGCUUCGAUGUCCCAGACGGUAAAGAACGAAGGGAAAGGAGCAAAGAGAAGAGCCCCUGAAGAAGAGAACGGCAGCGAAGAGCUUGUGGAAAAGAAAGUUUGUAAAGCCUCCUCGGUGAUCUUUGGUCUGAAAGGCUACGUGGCUGAGCGGAAGGGUGAGCGGGAGGAGAUGCAGGACGCCCACGUCAUCCUGAACGACAUCACUGAGGAGUGCAGGCCCCCAUCGUCCCUCAUUACCCGGGUUUCAUAUUUUGCUGUUUUUGAUGGACACGGAGGAAUUCGAGCCUCAAAAUUUGCUGCACAGAACUUGCAUCAGAACUUGAUCAGGAAAUUUCCUAAAGGAGACGUAGUCAGCGUAGAGAAAACCGUGAAGAGAUGCCUUUUGGACACUUUCAAGCAUACUGACGAAGAGUUCCUCAAACAAGCUUCAAGCCAGAAGCCUGCCUGGAAAGAUGGCUCCACUGCCACGUGUGUCCUGGCCGUGGACAACAUCCUGUACAUCGCCAACCUCGGAGACAGUCGGGCAAUCCUGUGUCGGUUUAAUGAGGAGAGUCAGAAGCACGCGGCCUUAAGCCUCAGCAAGGAGCACAACCCCACCCAGUAUGAGGAGCGGAUGAGAAUACAGAAGGCUGGCGGGAACGUCAGGGACGGACGUGUCUUGGGUGUGCUGGAGGUGUCGCGCUCCAUCGGGGACGGGCAGUACAAACGCUGCGGGGUCACCUCUGUGCCAGACAUCAGACGCUGCCAGCUGACCCCCAACGACAGGUUCAUUUUGCUGGCCUGUGACGGCCUCUUCAAGGUCUUUACCCCGGAAGAAGCUGUCAACUUCAUCUUGUCCUGCCUGGAGGAUGAGAAGAUCCAGAGCCGAGAAGGGAAGCCCACAGUGGACGCGCGCUAUGAAGCAGCCUGCAACAGGCUGGCCAACAAGGCGGUGCAGCGGGGCUCGGCGGACAACGUCACGGUGAUGGUGGUGCGGAUAGGGCAGUGA
Messenger RNA from Puma concolor (puma), 1152 nucleotides. NCBI's taxonomy places the organism in Eukaryota, Metazoa, Chordata, Mammalia, Carnivora, Felidae. The record is from RefSeq and is a predicted model, not a curated record.